CAGGUAGGUGGCGGGGCCGGCACCGGCGGUGCCACAGCGAGCUCCGAGGGACGUUGGCUGCCCGCGGCCCGUCGCUCGGCGCGGUCCCCGGGCUCGGGGCGGCAGGGCCGGUUUCCAGCCGGGGGUUCGGCCGCGUGCUGGGCUGGCACCGCAGGUGCCUGCUGCUGGCGUCCGCCCGGCCGCGCGGGGGUAACCAGGACGUGGUGGUGCGGUGCCGCCCGUGUGUGUGCGGGGCACGGCUGGCUCAGCGCGCCUGGGGAGCCUCUAAACGUGGUGCCGCUGGUCUGCGCUUCGGGAGGGCUGAGGAGAAGGAGCUCGGGGCUCUGACUGUGCUUAUUUGGGCUAGAUGGAAACUUACAGGGUGUCAGUGCAGGAAUACGACGUUUGGGGCCCUAGAACUUAUGCCCCAGUUUAAGCAGGGAUAUAAAAAAAACUUGAACUGAGACUUUGUUUUGAAAACUAGUGGCAGUAAAGGAAUAUAGCAACCCUAGAGAUGCCUUUCAGUCUUGCAUCAUGUCGUCUGUCAUCAUUUUGAUAAAUACUGCAGCCAUACCGAUCAACUCCAUGAUUUUUGUGCUUUGAAAAUGUCUGAAAAUUCCAGUGACAGUGAUUCGUCCUGUGGCUGGACUGUCAUCAAUCAUGAGGGUUCUGACAUAGAGACAGUGACUUCAGAAAAUGGAAGCACAAAUGAUAACCACGAAUUCAUUUCAGAAGAAUACGUUACUUUGCAAGAAGAAGAGCAACCAAUCAAUUUGCAAGCUCAGCACAGCACUGAUGGAGAGAUACCAGUGGUAGAUAACACUCUCUCUGCUUUUGAGGAAACUCAGACAGUUCCAGAGGGAAGGAAAGAAAAAGUGCAUGAUGAUGGUUCCUGUGUUGGGACUAUUAGUGAUGAUUCUGACAUUGUUACGCUUGAAGCUCCAAAAGGGGAAGAAACUCAAAGUCAGGAGGAAGCUCCAGCUGAUGGUGAAGAAGCUCGCAGUUCAGAGGAUUUUAACAUGGGUUCCUCCUCUAGCAGUCAAUAUGCAUUUUCCCAACCAGAAACUGUCAGUUGGCUGGAGAAGCUGAGGAAGAUUCCUGAUUAUGUAAGGGAAUGGGGCAAUGAGGUGAAAGAGCAUGUGUCGCGCAGUCUUCCUUUCCAAGUUUUUUCAUCUCAGGCUAGCAAUGAUGAAUCAAGUAGCGAUGAAACUAGCAAUCAGACCAGUCCCACAGUGCGAAGACGUCGGGCUAAGAAGCGGCUGAUCUCUAGCUCCGAGGCUGAGAGUGGAUCCCCUGCUGACCCAGAGUCCAAACCUCCCAGAGAAGAGCAGCACAAGCGCCAGUUCGGUAGCGGUCUGAAUAGAUGCAUCAUACUAGCUUUGGUGAUUGCCAUCAGCAUGGGCUUUGGACACUUCUAUGGUACAAUACAGAUCCAGAAACGUCAACAGCUGGUAACAAAGACACGUGAAUUAAAAGAUAUGAAAGAUGACCUUUACCAGUGCCAACAAGAGCAAGGAGAUAAAGUGGGGUUGCUCAAGGGAGAUCUCUCCACAUGUUUGACUUCUACUGAGAUGGAAAAGAAAUCCUUUGAACUGCACAAAAAAAGUCUUGCUGCAGAAAAUCAACACUUAAGAGAAUCCCUAGAGAAGGAAGAAAAAGCUUUGGCCUCACUUCAGGAAGAAUUAAGAAAACUAAGACAACAAAUUAGAAACUUGGAAGAUAAAGGUACUAGUACUGAGUCUAUUGUCAUGGAAAACCAGAAACUAAGGGAACAUUUGGAAGAGGAAAAGCAAAGAAAUCAUAACUUUCUUAGACAAAAGGAAACACUCUUUGCUGAAGCACAGAUGUUAAGGAGAGAAUUGGACAAAGAACGUCGUGUUACAGAAGCUCUAAAAAAAGAACUAGAACAGCUAGGUUCUCGUCAAACGCCUGACAAUGUUGCCGAUGAUGAUACAUUAAGAGAAAAUCAAGAAAUAGAAACUCUGCGAGGAAGACUAGCAGAACUAGAAAAAAAGCUAAAUUUUGAGCAACAGCGCUCUGACCUAUGGGAGAAGUUGUAUGUUGAAGCAAAAGAUCAAACUGAAAAACAAGAAAUGAAUGAAAAGGGACAAAAGAAAGGUGCUAAAGGGCAAAGUAAGUCUAAAAAGAAAUCAAAAGAAUCAUUUUUUGGCUCAGUUAAAGAAACUUUUGAUGCUAUGAAAAAUUCCACCAAAGAGUUUGUUAGACACCAUAAAGAAAAGAUUAAGCAGGCUAAAGAAGCAGUGAAAGAAAACCUGAAAAAAUUCUCUGAUUCUGUGAAGUCUACAUUCAGACACUUUAAAGAUACCACAAAAAACAUCUUUGAUGAAAAGGAGAAGAAGUCAAAUGAUAAAAAGUACGAGGCAAACAAGAAAGCUCGAACUUUUUACCGAGAGCAUAACUCUUACGAGAAUCUGAAGAACAUGCAUUACAGGGGACCUCACAUGUCAAAAGAUUUCAAAGAUGGAAGAAAACAUGAGUUUACGACAUUUGAAAAAGAUGCAGGUUCAGACAAAUGUCUCAACGAUCCUUUGUGUAACAGAAGACAUCAGUUUGUCCUAAAAGGCUGUUCUGGUAUUUUUGAAUGUGCUCAUCAAGAAUUCAUUAGUCUCUUUAACAGAGUAUCAGAUCCUAUUAGGGUAGAUGAAUUUAAUCGGCUAAUGAAAAAGUAUUUGCAACAAGUCGUACAUAACUUUCAUCACUGGAGAGAACUAGAGAAUUUCAUCAAUAAGUUUUUUCAUAAUGGGCUUUUUAUACAUGACCAGAUGUUGUUCACUGAUUUCGUUAAUGAUGUCAAGGAUUAUCUGGAAGAUAUGAAGGAAUACCAAAGUAAGAAUGAAAACGUUUUUGAUGAUUUGGACAAAUACGUCUACAGAUACUACUUUCAGUAUGAUAAUUCACCCCAAUAUGGACCCAGUCGACCUAAAAGGCCUUCUUUUACACAAAAUGAAAAUACCAGAUAUGAAAAACAAGCUCAGAAGUACCACCAUCGUAAUAAAAGAGAAGGUAAAUGGCAUAAACAUGGUCGCACUAAUGGAAGACACAUGGCAAAUCUUGAAAUAGAAUUGGGGCAAUUACCCUUUGAUCCAAAAUACUAAGUAAUUUAUGGAAAAAAAUGAGAUUAGAUUUAAUAAAUGACCUCCUCUCUGGAAACUAAUUGUUUUUCAAGAAAGCAGCAAGAUGCAAGUUUUUCUCUAAAUAAUUUGUUUCUUACAAAUUGUUAAAAGGCACAAGUCAAGCUUUCUAAUAUGCAUAUUUGGUAUUGUUGCUUUAACUGUUCUACAGAAGUGAUGAGAGUUUGGGUGCCAGCGGUAUUGUUACAGAAACUAGGCAUGCAAUGACUUGUAUAUGAAAAAUAUGCUUAAUUGCAUUCCAUUAGUGUAGUUCAAGCUUGAGUCAUGCAUAAUGUAUCAAUAAUUAACUCCAGUGUUUGAUAUACUAACUUCAUCUCAUCCUUCAAAAAAAAAAAGUCUACAUUAUGGUAGUGUACUUGUUAGUGUGUUGUAAUCUUACACUUGCUUCUUGUCUUUGGGGGGGUGGUUCAAGAGCCUGUUGAAUUGUGAAAAAUUUGCUGUGCUGCAUUCUAAUCAGCUUGCUGAUUUAAGCACUUGAAAUAUCUUGCAUAUCUGCAUAUUGUGGAAGAAAAAUAAAGAGACGGUGUGGGUAAAA
Messenger RNA from Cygnus olor (mute swan), 3666 nucleotides. RefSeq names its product cell cycle progression 1 (gene CCPG1). Bases 585 to 3095 code for a protein of 836 amino acids. Lineage: Eukaryota; Metazoa; Chordata; Aves; Anseriformes; Anatidae. The record is from RefSeq and is a predicted model, not a curated record. Gene Ontology annotation, cellular component: membrane. The transcript is spliced from 11 exons.